AAACGUACACGAUUCUAUACGUCGCCGUCGAACAAUUUCCGAGUAAUCGAGUGACGUUUGCGGGCGCUUAAGCGCGCGCGAGUAAUUAAGCUUAGCUGCUGUCAGUUAGUGUAGCAGUGUACUAACCUACUAGGAUCGAUGUGUGCACUAAUGAGCGCGACUUGUAGAAUCGUAGCAAGCGGGGGUAAUUUACGCGGGAUCCACGUGUCGCGCUAGCGACGUAUUGCAUGUCGCCUAAAGUGUUUUUUACUUUACCGUGUGACGUUUUAUUACCACACUAGGCGGUAGAGUUUAUUGCUUGGCAGUGCGUAACCGCAGUGAUUUGUCGCAACCUUUGUGCCAUUAAUUGGAUUGAGCGACUUUAACGGGCAGCUCAAAGCAAAAACUUUCCCCAAAAAAGAGACCUCUUCCACCAUCAAUGACAGUUCAGUGAAGAAACCAUCGUGACAGUGCUGCCAGCGAAGUUUUCUAAAUAUGAGUGAUUAGUGCAAAUUAAAAGAGGGUCCAAAAUGACCUCAAGCCGUUGGAAAAUAGUGCUCCAACCAUCAUCACUGCUAGUGCACCAGGAUGAUGACGAGCUGUGUGCACGUUUCGUUGAAUAUUUACUCUGUAAGUAAAGUGGGGGUGAUUAGUGACAUGUGAAAAAAAAACGUAACUGCAAGACAUUGAAAAAGACUUGGCUCGUCCCUUUUUCUUCGGACCAUCAUCUCCCCUCCUGUAAGAUGCCUUGGGGCUGUCUCUGUUCCAAGGAAAAGAAACGCCCGCAAAUUAGCAGCCCCAUACUAAAGUCCGACGAAUCCGUCAAGCAGCAGCUCCUUCCGGCGUCCGGCCGCCGUCCCCAGCAGAUCGCAUCCUCAACCGCCGCCGCCAACGCCUCCAAGCUCGAACAGCGUCUACUCGCCGGUUACGAUCCGAACCUCAACAACCAAUCUUCCAACACCGCCGACGAGAGCAGCGAGGAGUUCGCCCCCAAUGGCAGCGGUGGCCUCAAGCGGGACCGACUCCAGCAGCAGCUGAUCCAAAAGUCCAAGCUAAAGUCUUCCAAUUUAAAGAGUACAACCUACACCAGGAACACCGAGAAUGACAAGCUAACGAGACACCUGAACAAUGUGACGUUCGCCUUCGACGAACCUCAGCGCCCGCAGGGCGGUCACAAGGUUGAGGUUAGGUCCGGGGAGCUGAUCCGGUUGGACGAUGAAGGGGACGGCAACGGUAACUACGAUGUGUUGCAGCCACCGCAGGAUGCGGUGCCUUCCAAACCACCGGAACUCUCCCAAGACGUCAUCCUGCAGAUCGUCGAAAAGACCGACGAAAACAGCAACGUCCACCUGAGGGUGCCCCAGCAGCAACAACCAGACAUCGUUAAAAGCAGCACCGAAAGCAUCCCGUACAUCGACGCCGAGCAGUCGCAGAUCCUGAAGAACCUCAACCGCGACCCGAACAAGGUGCGCAACUUUCACGAUGCUCGAAUCAUAACGCUAACGCCAAAGAAUGUCGGAUCGCAAGCGACCCGGGCCGGCCCGUCCAGUCCGGAGCUGCGCCAGCUGGUACAGGCCAAGAAAGAGCCGGAACCGGAAGUGGCUGCUGCGUCCGCCCAGCUCGCCCAGUUCAGUCACAGCUUUCACAUCUUGACGGGGGUUGCGGGCUGUGACCGGGUCUGCCAGCAGUGUCAUCUGGUGCUGAGUCUGGACGUGGCGCUGCGAUGUGCCAUCUGCGAGUUCACCUGUCACCAGCGGUGCGUCGUGCUGCAACAGAAAAGUACGAACCUUCGAACAUCGCGAUGGGAACCAACGACACCGAACGAGGUGACUAACGGGAGACGUCAAGCUCGCAGGAUGGACGUGCCGCCCAAGUCCCGCUACACGGACACUUCGUACCUGAUCUUCCAGCAGCUCAAGGAGGGUGGGUUGCAGUGUGCCUUUCCGGCAUUCUGGGACCUGCUCCACCCGGGAGCUUCCGGGAAGGUCACCCUUCCGGACGAGCUUCCGGCGGGGGUUGAACCCCUCGCGGAACAACCUUCCAAGAAUGGCAAGAAACCUGCCGGGCAGUACAAGGCCAAAGACAACCGGAAGUCGGCGGCCAGUGGGAUCCCGCGGAAGCAGAGCAAGAUCGCCGAAAAGCGCAAGAACCGGCGCAGUUUGGAGCUGAAGGCCGUCGAAGAGGCCCCCCGCGAAGAGGAAGAAGAUGUGGUCAGUGUUAGGGGGGAAGUUGGGGAAGAAGUGGGUGGAGCUGCGGUGGUUCCAGUGGACGAGAAGAAGCUUCAGAUCUGUGAUAUGUCCGGCGUGGCCGGGCGUGGGGAUCCCCGGCACGUCAGUGUGAUCAGCAGUGGGGACGACGAAGUGCAGAAGGACAUCCAGGUGGCGGUCGAUUUUCACCACCGACCCAACUCGGAAGUGGAACCGGUCAACCGGCGGUCCACGACGGAAACGAAUAACAAUGACGUUCGCUGCAAGUCGCACAACGAUCCGGCGCCGACGCCGGCGGAUUCGGACGUGGAGUCGGUCCGGACGGUGACGCCGGGGCCGGUUCCACCGCGGGAAGUGGACCGUGGCAAGGCGCCCGGAGUGCAGAUUCGGCGCAAGCAGUACGAUCUGUACGAGUUGCCUUAUUUGACGGGGUCGGAGUACAGUGAGUCCGACUUCACCGAUACGGCCAGCAGCGUCGGAGGGGAGCUCGAGUUGGACGCUAUGUCGGCGGCCAGUUCGAUGACGGUGGAGUACGCGACGGUUGAGGUUAGACAGAAAAACCAUGAAGAUGAACAACAGCAGGUCAUCAACAAGUACAACUCGCUCCCGCUCCAUGCGCUCCAGAAUCAGCAGCAGCAGCACCAGUACCAAUCGCCACACCUCCAACAGUCCCGGCCGGCCUCCAGCCUGAGCCAUGUAAAUAAUAAUAACGGCAAUCAUUACCAUAAUUACUCAUCGGCGCACCAGCACCAUCACAACAACAACAACGGCCUCCAUCAAUCACCUUCAUGGAACGGCAACGGCAACGCAACAGGUCCGGACGGUUCACUCCGGUUGAGUUAUGUGACCGAACGGAUACUGGCAUCGAUACUGCCGGCCCGGCGGCACAGGUACCGCAACGGGUCAACCACUCCACAGCCGACGACGACUCCCGGCGGUAGUAGUCCCGGGUUCGUGGACGAGCACGAACGCGAACUGAUCGAAAUGCUGGAACAGAAGCACGAGAGGAACUACCGGAUAUUCGACCUGGAGUCGUGCAUCGCCAGCAUCAGCCUGGAGAAGCUGUGCGAACUGUGCAAGCACAUCGACUCGUGGCUCGGCAGCGGCAAGGAGAAGAUCGUGGUGCUCCAGGACAGAUCUGACAAACAGCGCCUCGGCGCCGCCAUCGCCGCCUACCUCGAGUACCAGAAGAUCUGCGGCUCGAACUUUCCCCAGUCAAACCGUACCAAAGCGCUUCCAUCGCCCGGUGGUGGUCCCGACGGUCGCCGCACCCCAACCUGGCUCGACCUGGACCUAUACUCGACGCAACGCUUCCUCGAGUCCGUCACGGGUCCGCUCCGAGUCCCGUCCCACAAGCGGUACAUCCGGUACUUUUCCGGCCUGCUCGCCGGCACCAUCAAGAUGAACGCGUCGUCGGUGUUUCUGCGCGCCAUCAUCGUCGAGUCGCCACCCUGUCUGCACUACCGGGCCGUCACCGUCAACAGCGAGUGGCGCAGCUUCAUCAAGGUGUACGAGGGCGUCCGGUGUCUGUUCACGUCGGACAUCUACGUGAUACCGAUCACCACCCGGCAGUUUAUCUACGAGAUCAAGCAUCCGCUGCGGUUGCGCGGCGACGUCCUGGUGCGCUGCUACCAGAUCAUACCAAAUAACAACAAGCUGCACGACGAGAAGGAGCUCGUCUCGGCCGUGCAGUUUCACACCUGUGCCAUAACCGAGAAGGAAGUACAAUUCGCCAAGCUGGAGCUGGAUCUGGCGUGCGACGACGAGCGCUUUCCGGCGGACCACAAGCUGACGCUGUGCAUCGACACGGUGCCGAACGAGAAGAGUGCAAUACUGGUCUUCCAGAACCCGCUGGUGCGGAUCGAGCCGAUCAUCGAGAACGGCGACCACCUGGAGACGAUCAACGGGGGAGGUGACUCACCCAACGUUCUCCCUUCUCUUUCCCCUCCCCACAGAUCUGACAAACAGCGCCUCGGCGCCGCCAUCGCCGCCUACCUCGAGUACCAGAAGAUCUGCGGCUCGAACUUUCCCCAGUCAAACCGUACCAAAGCGCUUCCAUCGCCCGGUGGUGGUCCCGACGGUCGCCGCACCCCAACCUGGCUCGACCUGGACCUAUACUCGACGCAACGCUUUCUCGAGUCCGUGACGGGUCCGCUCCGAGUCCCGUCCCACAAGCGGUACAUCCGGUACUUUUCCGGCCUGCUCGCCGGCACCAUCAAGAUGAACGCGUCGUCGGUGUUUCUGCGCGCCAUCAUCGUCGAGUCGCCACCCUGUCUGCACUACCGGGCCGUCACCGUCAACAGCGAGUGGCGCAGCUUCAUCAAGGUGUACGAGGGCGUCCGGUGUCUGUUCACGUCGGACAUCUACGUGAUACCGAUCACCACCCGGCAGUUCAUCUACGAGAUCAAGCAUCCGCUGCGGUUGCGCGGUGACGUCCUGGUGCGCUGCUACCAGAUCAUACCAAAUAACAACAAGCUGCACGACGAGAAGGAGCUCGUCUCGGCCGUGCAGUUUCACACCUGUGCCAUAACCGAGAAGGAAGUACAAUUCGCCAAGCUGGAGCUGGAUCUGGCGUGCGACGACGAGCGCUUUCCGGCGGACCACAAGCUGACGCUGUGCAUCGACACGGUGCCGAACGAGAAGAGUGCAAUACUGGUCUUCCAGAACCCGCUGGUGCGGAUCGAGCCGAUCAUCGAGAACGGCGACCACCUGGAGACGAUCAACGGGGGAGGUUGGUCCUCCUCCUCCUCUUCCGGAAAAGACGAAUCGAACCACACGCAGGGCCCGCUGGAUGGUUCCCUGUACGCGACGAUCCUCAAGAGUCCGAAAUCUCCCACGGCGACCGGAAGUCAGCAAACGCUCAUCUCGCCGCCGGCUGAGUUCAGCAACGGCAAGCCGCUAAACGGAAGUGCAAGUGGUCCGCCGCCGGUGACGCCACCCCCGCGGAGUUCGACGCCCGGUGCCUACCUGUACGAAAGUGCCAAACGCUACAACCAAAGCGCCAACGGCGGAACGGCGUCAACCGCGACGUUACAGCGCGGCAACGCCGCCAGUAGUCGUAGCAACGACAGUAACAACAACAUUAGCGGUAACUACCGGGAUGUGAUAGAAAACGGAAGUGCAAGUGCGAGUGCGAGUGGGUACGAUCAGAACCAGAAUCCGUUGUCCGGUGGUAGUGGGGUGGGAGUGAGGGAUUCCGGAAGGGGUAGUGCGGGAGUUCACCACCACUCGUCGUCGACGACGACAACGACGACGCAGAUCCGCAGUCAGGCGGAUGGGCGCGAAUCUUCGGUGAGGAGUCCACUGACGCUGUCUAUGGACUCGGGCAUCUCCAGCAGUGGAGUAGUUAAUCGUCGCCUCCAGGGCUCGAGCGUUUCACCAUCCAGUUUCCCCAGCCAAGCUAGUCCCCAAGAUGAUCGUCACCGCGAGCUGGACGACCUGCUGUCCGACAUGCUGAUGACGGUCCAAGGAAUUCCGGACGCCGUCAAUCGCAACAACGGCAAGAACAACCAUCAUCCACAGUCUGCGCAGCAUCACCAGGCGGAUCACUUUGUAAACACCUCCACCGACACGAUCAAGCGAUCGCACUCGGCCCAGCUGCCGGCACUCAGAGAGGAACCACUCGCCAAAGAGCGUGAGUUGCUGCUGUACGAGACGAGCAGCACGACGACGACGUUGACGCCGCCGCCGAGCGAGAGUGGCCGCGAUACGCCGCUGUUGAGUUCCACGAGUAACUACUCGACGAUUCGCGAUAAGCGGGAACUCACGGGAGGCGCUCCGUUGACGCCGACUGAGCGUGAGCUCAUCAUGAACCUGCAGCACCAGCAACAGCAGCUGAACCAUCAGUCUUUCGGAUACCCUCGGCAGGCGCGAUCCACUACGGGAGCUUCGGAACGGUUCACCUCGGACGACGACGACGACACGUUUGCACGCCCGUACCACGCCCGGGAGGACUCACGACCCUUCACCUACGGCAGCAUACCGACGACGGGGACGCCCCAGAAUCCGCCCGCCUCGACCAUGAUCAAGAUGCAGUCGGGCCUGUCGAGUCCGUCGAUGGUGCGCAAGGCGCUCGGGACGCCCAACUCGACGCGCAAAUCGGCGACCUCCGCGGGCGUCACCUUCGGCAACGGAGUCGGCGGUGGUGGCCGCAACUCGGACUUUGAGGAAAUGCUUCGCGAACGGCGCGAUAAAGUGCUCAGUGAAAAGUACACCAUCGGCGACCAGCAGUCGUCUCCCGGGGGUGGCCUCAACGGAACGGAUACGGUCGAUAACGCCGGCACGCGGUACUAUCAGAAAACGGUUAAAACGGUGACCACGGAGCACGGCACCGCGAACGGAUAUCCGCACGAGCCACUGAAACGGUCCAACACCAUGGACGGCAGCUUCGGGCGGCAGUUCUCCAACGAUGGAAUCUCCGGCCAGACAUGGCUUCAGCUUCAGCAGCAAAAACUACGUGCCAGAAAGGAACAGCAGAAACGGGAACAUUCAAAUAGCUUUAGUUACAGUUACGGCAGCCCUGCAUUCCCCACCGGUGAGACGCCGCUGUACCACAGCGGAACCACGCAGCACCGGCGCAGCCAAACCCUGUCCCCGGUGCGGAACAGCAACAACGAGCGGAACUACCACACGCUGACCACGACCACGCGGACCCACUCGACGGAGCGGCCCUUCGUGGCCGUCAAGCGGGCCCACGAGAACGCCAAGAUGCAGACGAUUGGUUCUGCACCGCUGUCAGUUUUGAACGCUUCACCGCACGGUCAUGUUGCACAAGCGCAACAACAGCAACAACACCCGACACCAUCAUCAUCAGCCCCAUCGCCAUCGCCCUCGAUGGCAUCGACGACCGUGGUGGACCAGAACAGCCACCACCACCAUCAGCAAAUUCAGCAACAACAGCAACACGUUCAGUACACAGUAAACAGUAGUAGUAGCAAUGGCCACCAUCAACAGCAACAGUCGCAACAACAACAAAUACAAAAUGGCAGCUUCAACGGGACGCACGUUCAAAACGGGUUGCUGUCCCUGGCCGACCAGGACCAUUCGACGCCGAAGCACGGACAUGUGAGAUUGGAGUCCGAACAGUUACUCUUCAGUAACAUAAACAGUCUGAAUAAUCUCGAUACUAGUGAAAAACUAAACAAUCUGCUAAAAGACAUAACGAACAGUGUGGCGGCGGUUCAGCGGGCCGCCACGGUUGCCAGUAGUUUGCAACCGGCUGUUGUCACUACCAACACCACCACCAACACUGCUGCUGCUGCUCCCGCUGCUAAUAACCCGGCCGCUACUAUCGCUACUAGUGCUAACCACAACCACAAUCAUCACCUCCAACAAAACCAUCAAAACCAUAGGCCCGUCCCAAACCAUCUAAAUCAUUUGAACAACAACCAUCAUCACCACCACCACAACCACCAAAACCAAAAUGGCCACCGGAAGGCACCCUACCCGGAACCGAUGGACGUGUCCCCGACCGAUGGCAACCCACCACCAGCACCGGUGGACCCCCUCCGAAUAGGGGAAGGCCAGUUGGCGCUGGACAAACUGCUGGCAUCACUGGCACUGGAAAACGACGUUACCGAACAGCAUCUGGCCAAAAUUGACCAGCAGCCGCCUCCGGCGCCGGUAAUCCGGAAUGGUAAGCACCCGUACCUCCCGUACCACGAGUCGGAACUGUCCGCCGUGAUUGCCAACCUCACCGAGUACAACCUGAGCGAAGCGCGGGACCCACUCGGGGACGCCUUCCGCACCCAUACCGACAUCAUCAACGGCAACGGGUACCACCACCACCACUUUACGAACGGACGAUCUGGCAGCACUGCCGUCAACGGGGACGUCCUUGGGAAUCACCACGUGCGCCGGAUAGCGUCCGAAAGUGACAGCACCAUCUCGUCCAUCUCGCCGAGCCUUUCUGAGCGAAGUAACGCCAUCUCGUGGUGCGAUCAGGCUAGAGAGGAAUCGUUCUCGUCCUACCGCUCGGAGACGGAACCGGACAACUCGCCAACGGGCGGUUCGCCCCGACCCGAGACGCCGGCCUUCCCCGUCACCCCACGGACCCCGUACGGCCUCAGCAAUGGCACCUCUAGUCCAGCACUUCCACCCAAGAGUCCGACAUCACAACGAAAAUAUAACUCGACAUGGUCACUGCGAAGCCAGAAGUCGACCGUUUCAACGUACGACUUGAGCAAGGACCUCUUCACCGGCCAGCGCUCCCAGGAACAGCUCAUCCAGAAUCAGAACGAAACGAUGUCGUGCUACACGUCCCGGCGCAACUCGACAACCUCGAACGCCAACAGCGAACCCCAGGAGGUGGCGCCCCAGUUUGUGAAAUUCGCCCGCGAUUCGUCCAAGUACUGGUACAAGCCGGCCAUUAGCCGCGAGGAGGCGAUCGGACUGCUGCGGAACGCCGCGCCGGGGACGUUUGUGGUGCGCGAUUCGACCACGUUCGCGAAUGCUUACGGGCUGGUCGUCAAGGUGGCCCAUCCACCGCCGGGAGUGCAACCGAAGGCGGGAGGAUCCAACGGGGACGAACUGGUGCGGCACUUCCUGGUGGAACCGACGAUCCGAGGGGUGCGGCUGAAGGGAUGCUCGAACGAGCCCGUCUUUACGUCGCUGUCGGCACUGGUCUACCAGCACUCGAUCACGCCGUUGGCGCUGCCCUGCCGGUUGAUAAUACCCGAUACGGACCUCCAGCAAACCGACUUCCAGUCGCCGGCCCAGCAGCAGCUGCUGACCCAGGGUGCCGCCUGUAACGUGCUGUACUUGUUCACCUGUGAUACGGAAUCACUCACGGGACCCCAAGCGAUCCGGAAGGCCGUCGGGCUGCUGCUGUCGCUGCGGCCGCUGCCAAAGCCGACGCAAGUGCACUACAAGGUUUCAAUCCAGGGCAUCACCCUCACGGACAACACCCGGCAGCUGUUCUUCAGGCGCCACUACCCCUCAAACAACGUGUCGUUCUGCGGCCUCGACCCGGACGAGCACCGGUGGAGCAUACCGUCCACCACGGGAGACAUCCCCGCAUCCAAACGCAUCUUUGCCUUCGUCGCCAAACGGUCGCCCACCUCGGCGGACAACCAGUGCCACGUGUUUUGCGAGCUUGAGGCGACCCAGCCCGCCACCGCCAUCGUGUCCUUUGCCAACAAGGUGGUCCUGGGGGGUAGUUCGGCCUCCAGUCAGCCCCAGCAGCCCGUUGCGAGGGCAAUUUAAGCGGGGGGCUCCAUGGAAAGAGGAGGAGAAGGAGGAAGGAAAAAUUCGAGUCAUUUUUGCUGUUAGAAAUUUGUUUGUAUUUUUUGUUCAAAUACGUCGACACACAAAAUUUGCGGGCAAGUCGCAAGUAAAAUUUAUCUUUAUUGGUACUACUUAACGAAGCAACGCAAUCGCACUAAACACAAACAAUCUGAGCGGAAGUUAACUGCAUGAAUUUAUGGAAAAAGGAGAUUUGGACACACGCCGCCACACGUGGAAAGCAGCUUUUUAGAAUAGUCAAGUUGGAUAUUUUUAACAGAAACGCAGCGCAGCAGCAGGAAGAAGAACAAGUGUAAACACUUUGAUUAAUUUGAUUGCAAAACUGUAUUAAUUAUGUUAAAUAACAGAAAGAGUUAAAAGGAAACGCAACCACAACUACCAUAUUGUGUAAUAUUAAUAUAUCCACGCAAAUUGUCAGUGUAAUUAUUUAGCGCAACGCAUGUAUAAAUGUAGUUUUCUACGCAAAAGGAAAUAUUAUUUAACAUUCAAAAAAAAUAUUUAUAAAAAAAUAAAUUAAACCAUUCUGUAAAAGAAAAUCCA
Culex pipiens pallens (northern house mosquito) is the source of this 9968-nucleotide messenger RNA. RefSeq lists its product as uncharacterized. The record is from RefSeq and is a predicted model, not a curated record. Gene Ontology annotation, molecular function: protein binding. The coding region runs from base 723 to 9389 and encodes 2888 amino acids. The transcript is spliced from 28 exons. NCBI's taxonomy places the organism in Eukaryota, Metazoa, Arthropoda, Insecta, Diptera, Culicidae.